Cryptococcus amylolentus CBS 6039 is the source of this 1712-nucleotide messenger RNA. RefSeq names its product cell differentiation protein rcd1. The record is from RefSeq and is a predicted model, not a curated record. Bases 1 to 1290 code for a protein of 429 amino acids. The transcript is spliced from 5 exons. Gene Ontology annotation, cellular component: P-body; CCR4-NOT complex; CCR4-NOT core complex. NCBI's taxonomy places the organism in Eukaryota, Fungi, Basidiomycota, Tremellomycetes, Tremellales, Cryptococcaceae. Gene Ontology annotation, biological process: mRNA catabolic process; negative regulation of translation.
AUGUUCCAGCAUCCUCCGCCCCAUCUCCACCCCCUACACCGCCCCCCGACCGCCCCCUCCACCCCCGACACGGAGCACUCCGCCCACAACUGGCCCAACAACCCCAACUUCCCACACCUCGCCCAGGGGCUCCAGCCCACCAACCUUCCCCCCUACAUUCUCGAUCGCCGUCAGCCCUUUGGCGGCUACUCGACCAACGGCGCCGACGGGUUCAGACCAAGUGCGAGCCACACCCCGCAGAUAGCCAGCGCGCAGUCGACCACCCCGGGCCCUGGUGCUUCCGGCCCCUUACUGCCCCAGAACCUCGCCCAGCACCUCAACAACCCCCCGCCUCCUACGACAUCGCAGCACAUCAAUGCUGCUGUUGCGGCCCAAGCGGCGUCGGCGCCCCAUGUGCCAACGCCAGGCGGCAAAGUGUUGCUGAUGCCGAAUGGGGCGCUUCCCCCGGCGGGGAGCGAAGAGGAGAAGAUCUACGUGCUUAUCACCGAGCUGCUGGACCCAGACACUCGGGAAGGAGCACUGCUCGAACUGAGUAAGAAGAGAGAGUUGUAUGAGGAUUUGGCAUUGGUACUGUGGGGUGGUUUUGGGAUCAUGAGCUCGCUUCUGCUCGAGAUUGUCGCCGUCUACCCUGCCCUUUCGCCCCCCUCAUUAACGGCCCACGCCUCCAACCGAGUCUGUAACGCCCUCGCGCUCCUCCAAUGCGUCGCCAGUCACCCCGACACCCGCGCUCUCUUCUUGAAUGCCCACAUCCCCUUGUUCCUUUAUCCUUUCCUCAACACGACAAGUAAAACCAGACCCUUUGAAUAUCUCAGAUUGACGUCUUUGGGUGUUAUCGGUGCGCUGGUCAAGCAAAAUGACAACUCUGAUGUCAUCAACUUUCUCCUCUCCACCGAAAUCAUUCCUCUCUGUCUUCGGAUCAUGGAGACCGGCUCCGAGCUCUCCAAAACGGUCGCCAUCUUUAUCGUGCAAAAGAUCCUUGCCGAUGAUCUCGGCCUGCAGUACAUCUGCCAGACCUAUGAGAGAUUCUACGCUGUGGGAACAGUGUUGGCGAACAUGGUGGAUGCCCUUGUGGAAAGUCAGGCGGUCAGGCUGCUAAAGCAUGUUGUGAGAUGUUACUUGAGGAUGAGCGACAACCCUAGAGCACGAGAGGCUCUCCGCGCGUGUCUUCCCAAGGCGUUGCAGGAUAACACAUUCAACCCUCUGCUCAAGGGCGACCUCGUCACCAAGCGAUGCCUGUCGACGCUCCUCAUGAACCUCAACAGCCCUGGCCCCACUCCCGACCACCAAUAGUAUCAUACCCAUCAUACCCCAUGUCGACCGUCAUCAUUUCCUGUCAGGCAAUCAGCCUUACAACAUAAAAAUCAUGCGUAGAUCGCAUGCCAAAUAGCAUCGGUUAUUGGAAUCGUUCCAUCUCCACGUAUUUUCCUUGGGAGUUAGCACACAUCAUUAUACCCUCGGCUUUCACAUCAUUUUCUCCCAUGUUUGUCAUGACCAUUUUAUCUCUCAUUCUUCUGUCAUAUUUGUAUUUGAACGCCCAGGACCUACAUUCGACCAUAUCUUUUCGUACAAUAUAUAUACGCUUAUAGGGGCAAACGAACUUUUAUCACCGGUAUCGUACUAUUUUUCUCCACUAUGUUUUCAUGCCCCGGUUCUCGAUAGAGAAGUCAAUAAUUGAAUAGUUGAAGUACAGUAUAUGCAAAUCUAUGGCCAAG